UUUAGUUUUUUAGUUGCCUAUGGCGUUAGCAGCAUCAAGUGGUCGACUUGGUGUGGACGCAUCAUUGGAACUAUCCUCUGACGAGGAGACUGGGUUGCGGCUGCCUUGGGGCAUUCGGAAGCGGCUUUUGCACAAGGGCACCGGACCGGAGAGACCAAUCAGCGGAGAUGAGGUCAAAGUGCACCUCCAAGGAAAGCUGCAAGAUGGUACAUCUAUCACCUCCAGUGAAGAGCCUUUCAGCUUUAUCAUCGAUGAGAGACCGCGGGAAGUUAUUCAGGGCUUAGAACUGGGUGUGCAGACCAUGACAAAAGGUGAAGUGGCGGAGUUCACGAUCGCGCCCAGGUUUGCCUAUGAUGACUUGGGUGCACCGCCAUUGGUUCCACCAGAUGCUACGCUAAUUUUUGAAGUGGAGCUUCUGGACUGGGAGAACAAGUCGGACGUACUAGGAGAUGGCCGUGCCAUCAAGACAGUCACAGAACGUGGUUCUGGCAAGCGGAAACCAGAGAUGGGACAGGAUGUGGAGUUGUCCCUGAAGGUGACAUCCAGAAAAGGCAUCAUUUUGCAUGAGCACCGCCAGAUGGAGCACACAGUGGGCGAACCAGACUUUGGGCAGAUCUCUCCGAUUCUGGUUGAGGUCCUCAGAAGCAUGAGCGAAGGAGAGCGAUGUAAUGUGUUGCUUCGGCGCUUUGCCGGCGAUAAAGUGGUUGACAACGCGCACAGUGGAGCCAACAUUGACAUCACCUUAAUGCGCAUCUUCGAAACAACCGACAUCUCCCCUGAGAAAGAUGGGUCGCUGCUGAAGAAAUGUUUGGUGACUGGCAGUGGAGCUCCGCCAAGAGCUUUUGAUCAGGUAUGUUUGCGGAUAGUCCAAGUGACUGAUGGCAAUGGCAAGAUGCGCAAAGCGCUCAGCGACGGUGGCCAAGUUCUGAACUUUGGUUUGGGUGAAGGUCAUGUGUCUGAUGCUUUGGACUUUGCUGCUGCAUCCAUGGUAGUGGGAGAAGAGGCUAAGCUCAUUUGCAAGGCUCCUCUCCAUUUUGCAGAAGCACAGCUAGGUCUAGACGCAUCACUUGAGAAAGCCAUCAUUCAUGCCAGUUUGCUAAGUGUGAGCCCUGGUCCCAACUUGGAGGAGCUCAAAGACGAAGACCUGGUGAAUGCUGCUGAAGGGCUGAAGGACAAAGCGGGAGCUCUAUUUAAAUCUCAACGGUUUGCUUUGGCACUGCAAGUUUACACGAGGCUGUGUUCGUCAUUGGAUGGAAAGCAGCAAUCAAAGGUCCAGAAGAUUCAGCGUCUUUGCGAGCUCAACCAAGCGGCUUGCUUUCUGAAGCUGGGGAAGCCACAGCAGGCCAAACAGUCUUGUGAUCGCGUUUUGGAGCACAAGGGUGCCGAGCCUGAGCGCCCACAACAGCUGAAAGCACUCUACCGGCGCGCAACUGCAGCAUUUCAGCUCUCAGACUUUGAAGGAUCCAUGAGAGAUUUGGUGGAACUGCUGAAGCUUCAGCCCAGCAACAGUGAGGCCCGUGCCUUAGCUGAGCAAGUUCGAGGGGCUCAACAGGGUUACGCCAAAGAGGCCAAAGCAGCUGCUGCGCGCAUGUUUGGUGCAAACCAAGCAGCCUCCGAGCAAGUCGUGGAGCAGGUGUCGCUACUGCAAAGACUCCUACCAUGUUUGCCGUGCCCCUCCUGGGAACGUGAGAACAAAAGCGCGCUGUGAGAGUUGCUGAAGUUGGUGCCGAUUUGCAGACAUAGACGAAGUCGCAAGCAUGCUUGUGUCCAACAUGGAUCCAGAUUUGUGUUCCAGAGAUGCUCGCACUCAGAACCUCAGUUGGUGAGGGCUUUCUUGAUCUUUUUGCCCGCAUAUUUUCCGCAGAGCCUACAUGGAAUCCAG
Messenger RNA from Durusdinium trenchii, 1882 nucleotides. The record is from the annotation of a GenBank genome assembly. Lineage: Eukaryota; Dinophyceae; Suessiales; Symbiodiniaceae.